AUUUAUAGGAAGUGGUUUGCUUUAGCCAUUAGAAAAUUAGAGAUAGGAUUCGAGGGCCGAAGCAAUUCAGACAUAACAAUUCGACACACAUUCGUUCAUUCAUCAAAUCGAAUUAUUCUAUUCCAAAUGACAGUGUCACUUACAAUGGUUUCUUCAACUUCAACCAUGUUGUUGUAUCCUAAACUAGGAACAUGUUCAUUGUCACUGUCCAAUUGUACAACUUCACAUUCAAAAAUCAAACAUUUUCAUCUCUAUUCAUUGUUAUCUCCAUUGGGUCGACGCCUUUUCUCACCUUGGAAUGGUUUGAAGCGUCUGGGUCUCUCAACUAAACCCAAAAAACCCCUUUUUCAUAUAGAUAGAAAGGGUCGGUGUAAGGGUAAAGUGGUUUAUGCAUCUCUCUUUGGAGUUGGAGCACCUGAAGCUCUGGUAAUUGGUGUCGUUGCUUUGUUGGUUUUUGGUCCUAAAGGUCUUGCUGAGGUUGCUCGAAAUCUGGGAAAAACAUUACGUGAAUUUCAACCUACCAUUAGAGAGAUCCAGGAUGUUUCAAGGGAAUUUAAAAGUACACUUGAACGGGAGAUUGGGCUUGAUGACAUUUCAAACCCAACACAGAACACAUAUUCUUCCAAUCUACGCAACACCGCCACAUCAACUCCACCAUCCACCAAUAGCUCUCAGAUUGCCGUUGACCCUAAUGGGAAGCAAGAUCCAAGUAGAGCAUACAGCACUGAGGAUUAUCUUAAGAUUACAGAGGAGCAGCUAAAGGCAUCUGCUGCUGCACAACAGCAGGAGCAGACACCCCCUCCUAAAGAAGCCGAAAUUGAACUGCAAAUCCAGUCUCCUGCUAAUGAAACAGCUGCUACUGUGCCACCACCUCAGAAACCAGAAAGUGAAUCUUUACCUAUGGAUUCAUAGGAAGUACAAAGUAACUUGUCCAAUUAUCAGUUCAUUACCUGGAAUUUGGGCAACUACUGGUAUUGGUGAUGAGAAAAUGAAUGAGUGUCACUCAAUUUUGUUGCCUCUUAGUCAUUUAAAUUGUGUAAAAAAGUAUAGAAAAAUGUUAACAUGUAGUGUGCUUAUAUGAAUUUGUUGUAGUCACUUUUAAAGUUGAGCA
Molecule: messenger RNA, 1111 nt
Organism: Cicer arietinum (chickpea)
Lineage: Eukaryota; Viridiplantae; Streptophyta; Magnoliopsida; Fabales; Fabaceae
Product: sec-independent protein translocase protein TATB, chloroplastic
Biological process (GO): protein transport by the Tat complex
Cellular component (GO): membrane
Source: RefSeq, a predicted model, not a curated record